GGCAUGUGAAUAAAAAUGUGCGACAAUCUAUCGUUGUUAUUUGAAUGAUUAGCCUUAAAAGCUCUAAUAAGAACGGAAACCUGAAAGUCAAGAAAGAACCCCAUGGCCAUUAUGUGUAUCUACAAUCCACAACAAUUGAGAAACUCCUUUCCAGGACGGAGCAUUAACCUUCCUGUCUAAGACUCUAGCCAUCGACCAAAGUUAGGCAGGUCAAGGUUUACGAUGGUCUGUAUUCUGAUCUAUCAUUUCAGGUGCUGCAGCUCAUCAUUGUGGAGAAAUGGUCAGGAUAACAUCGAUCGAUAUUCUGGGGGUGAAUAUUCUCUGUUAAACUGUAGUGGCAGUGAGCAAUUGGUUUCAAAACAUGGCAGUGAGAAAUUUGUUUCGCAUGUCUAGUUACCAGCUAUUUCUCUGUAGCGUCAAAUUACCAAUCUUCUCUACCAUAUCAUUGUUCUUUACCAUCUCAGUGGCUGCUGUAUUCUUCAUCAUCUAUGAAAAUAUCCUGACUUCGAAUCUUUCGAUGUAUCCUGAACAUAUUACAACAACUGAAAUUAUUACUGCACUAAGCACCACAAGCGAGGGACAAUCCAGGUCGAUUUUUAGCAGCAAGCCACUGCAAAUUAAUACAGAAGGAAAGGUGGAAGGGGUCGAUAAUGAAAACUUGGAUCCUCUAAUUCCUCCAUCCAAUGUCACCAGGGAAGAAAGAAUAGCUUGGUUCCAGAAGAAACUGCCUGAACUUGAGUUAUUCAAAUCAAACAACUUGAGUUCACAAUUCCAUGACCAAGUUCUGGGUUUCUUCGACAGAGACUGUACAAUUCGGUACUUCAUGGUUUGGCUUUCACCAGCUCAGUCCUUUGGACCGAGGGAAUUCGCAGCUUUAGACAGUCUGUUCAAAGCUAGUCCUAAGGGAUGCUUGAUGAUCUUAUCACCAUCUCUUGAUUCCAGGCAAGGAUACAGGAUUCUGAAACCACUAAUUGAUGGCGGGUUUAAAGUUCUUGCAGUUACACCAGACUUGCACUUUCUAGUCAAGAACACCCCAGCCGAGGGUUGGCUUGAUGAGAUGAAGAAUGGGAGCAAGGACCCUGGAAAUAUUUCAUUAUCUUACAAUCUUUCCAACCUGAUUAGGCUUGCAAUACUGUACAAGUACGGAGGAGUUUACUUGGAUGUAGAUUUCAUAAUUCUUAAAGAUUUCAUGGGAUUGAGGAAUGCAAUCGGUGCACAGAGCAUAGAUCCAAUCACCCGGAAAUGGACCAGAAUAAAUGGCGCAGCUAUGAUUUUCAACGAUGCGCAUCCACUUCUACUUGACUUCUUACAGGAAUUUGCCAUGACCUUUGAUGGAAGUAAAUGGGGGCACAAUGGGCCUUACCUGGUUUCCAGAGUGAUUGGAAGAGUAGGAAAUGCUCCAGGUUACAACCUUACAAUCUUGCCACCCAAAACCUUUUAUCCAAUGACUUGGACGAAUAUAGACAGACUUUUUAAGAAGCCCGAGACUGAAGCAGAAUUGCAAUGGGUGGAAGACACGUUGGUCACACUGAAAUCAAGCACACAAGCAAUACACCUAUGGAACCACCGAACCAGAGAUUUUAUGAUCGAGGAAGGAAGCGUGAUUGAAAGACUAAUCUCAGCCUACUGUGUGAUUUGCCAACAGAGGAACAAUCAACAGAUACUGCCCAUUUAAGGAAACACCAUUGCUACAAUUUU
This is a messenger RNA of Theobroma cacao (cacao), 1698 nucleotides long. RefSeq lists its product as uncharacterized. Lineage: Eukaryota; Viridiplantae; Streptophyta; Magnoliopsida; Malvales; Malvaceae. The record is from RefSeq and is a predicted model, not a curated record.